This is a messenger RNA of Biomphalaria glabrata, 9510 nucleotides long. Its product is annotated as copper-transporting ATPase 1-like. Gene Ontology annotation, biological process: copper ion homeostasis; monoatomic cation transport. The transcript is spliced from 22 exons. The coding region runs from base 1412 to 5482 and encodes 1356 amino acids. The record is from RefSeq and is a predicted model, not a curated record. Gene Ontology annotation, cellular component: membrane. Gene Ontology annotation, molecular function: P-type divalent copper transporter activity; ATP binding; copper ion binding. NCBI's taxonomy places the organism in Eukaryota, Metazoa, Mollusca, Gastropoda, Planorbidae.
AUGAGACCGUCCGAUGUAUUCUUCUGAUUUGAUUGCUAGUUGCUUCCCUGCCCGUAGCAUUAGUUGGCCAUUGAUUUUCAUUCUCAUGGUAGGUGAUUGGUACUAUUGGUGUAUGUGUGUGUGUCUUGAACUUUAUUUAUUGAAUUCAGAGAUUGGUACUCUUAGCGUGAAUAGCUUUAGAAGGGAGGGGGGAGGAGUGUAGCAUUUGAACGAACCUAGUAGUUCUGUGGUUACUUGAGCUGCAGUUGCCCUCCAAACCGUUUCGCAAUCAUGGUAAAAAGUUGCGCGAUGUUGAGUUAUUUGAGAGUCAAUUAGGAAUAAGUACUAUGGUGUAUAUGUGUCGCUUAUGUACCGCAAUCUGAUAGUUAAGAACACUCUGCGAGGACUAUUUCUACGGUGUAGCUAUUAUUUGGCUAACACCGCGUUGUUUGACAUAAUUAAGUUCCGUAAAAUGGAAUUUCCUAAGCCACAUUGGCAUACUGCUAUCGAUUAUAUGAUUCCAUCCACGAGGUUCACAAUUUUCUAUGCGUCGAUUCUAUUUUAUGGAAAUGUAUUGGUAAUUUAACGUAUUUGAGCAAUUUUAGACUGUGUGCGUUGCUUGGAAAUGUUAAAAAGAAAUUAUUUACAAAAAAUGAAGAAGAUAACGCGAUGACAAUAUAUUGCACUCGGGUAUAGCAUGCUUGAACUAUUGGAACGUGUGUUUUUUAUGGACCUAAAAACGCUAUUAUUACAUUUUCUAAAUAUAGGCUAAGGGGAGAUCACAACUUGACCAAACUUGCCCUAUUUCUCAGGUGAUCUAUUAUGCCCUGAUAAAUACUAGAUUUAGAAUGUACAUGUCGCUUGUGGUGUGUUGACGUUUUAAGUGCUUCAUUUUCCUUUUUUAAUUGCUUUAAUUUCGCACCGUGGAUCAAACAUUAGGAUGUCAGGAUGUGUUAGAUAGAAUUUGGUUUGAUCUAUAGUGAGCGCAACUUUAAAAUAUAACAUAUGAUUUCAUCUUCGAAAUCGAGUUAUGCUGGGCAAAUAUUUAGCUAGCCUAUCUUGUUUGAAAACUGUUUGAUAAACCUGCUAUCUCCUGGACAGACUCUGGUGGCAAUGGCCGUUAUAGUCUGGCGGGUAGUUUAUGCCUGCGAGCUACCAAACAGUUGUAUCUACAUUUCACACUGACCUUAUUUAAAUUAUGUACAGCUGCUCCAUUGAAGAGCACUCCAACCAAAGUGUUUCCUCAGUAUUAUACACACUUUCCAUAUGACAUUUAGCUGUCGGAUUAGAAUGAUGCGCCCGUCUUCUUAUUGUGUCGAAAUGGCAUGCAUUCUGGACUUAAUGUGAAUAAACCAAUACCCAGAAUAUGGUGUAAAAAGAGAACAGUUACAUGAUUUCACAAAGUGACUUGGAUUAGGACUAGCACUCAGCCAUGUUGUCUGGGAAGAAAGGAUACCAGAAGUUGAAGGUGAGUUUUGAAACCAAGAGGGCUGCUGUCCAGUACAGUCCACUACAAACCAGCCCACCAGUCUUGGCUGAGGCUGCUGCUAAGAACGGCUAUCCAGCCAUGGUGAAGGCCAUAGAGGAGGCCCAGCCUUUUAUGGAGGAAAUGGAGGUGAUGGUGUCGGUGGAGGGCAUGACCUGCAUGUCUUGUGUGCGGAACAUUGAGGGCAACAUCUCCAAAGUUCCUGGCAUUAAGAGUAUCUCCGUCUCACUAGAGAACAAGAAUGCCAGGCUUGUUAUUGUCCCCUCCAUUAUCACACCAGAGGCUGCAGCUGAGGCUAUAGAUGACAUGGGCUUUGAUGCCAAGGUUAUUUCUCCAUCUUCCUCUGGGGACAAAGCAGUGGUUGACAUUCAUGUUGAGGGCAUGACCUGCCAGUCUUGCGUGAAAAAUAUUGAAAGUAACAUGUCCUCUAAAUCUGGAAUUCUGAACAUCAAGGUCAGUCUGACCAACAAAUCAGCUCACGUGACUUUCAACCCCUGUGUUACUGUUCCACUCAAAAUAGCUCAGCAGAUUGAGGACAUGGGGUUUGAUGCCUCAGUUUCACCAAGCAAUACAGACAAAAGUGUUCUAGUCUCAAGUUCAGGGAGCGUCAAAGACGUUAGGACUAAAGUUUUAAAUAUUCGUGGCAUGACCUGCCAGUCUUGUGUUAACAAUAUUGAGGGUGUUAUUGGCAAACACCCUUCAGUGGUCAGCAUAAAAGUUUCUCUGGCUAGCCAAACAGGGACUAUACAAUAUUAUCCAUCACUAAUCAGCCCUGAAAAACUGUGUGAACUUAUUGAUGACAUGGGCUUUGAAGCAUCAACAACAGAUUCAUCAGUCAGCCCUGUGCCAAAUAAAAAAAACAUCCGAUCUGUUAGUGAAACUCAACUAAAUGGUGCUACUCCUAAGAAAGGGAAUGCCACCAAAGCUUUUGAUGAUGAAGACUAUGAGAAAUGUUACUUGAAUAUAUCUGGCAUGACAUGUGCAUCCUGUGUGGCUACCAUUGAGAAAAAUGUUGGCAAAAUGGAAGGAGUUCACAAAAUUCUGGUCUCAUUAAUGGCCCAGAGAGCUGAAGUGACUUAUGAUCCUGCUUAUGUUCUACCUAGUCAAGUUGCAAAUAAAGUAGAAGACUUAGGGUUCAGUGCUUCUGUUGCUGAGGGAGAAGCAGUUGGCAGAGGAACAUGUGAAUUGACGAUACUUGGUAUGACAUGUAGUUCUUGUGUCAACCGCAUCGAGUCUGAGAUGAAGAAAAAGAAUGGAAUUUUGUCAGCCUCUGUAGCUCUUGCCACAGAGACAGGAAAAUUUACUUUUGAUUCUGAGCUGACUGGUCCCAGAGACAUCAUUGAAGCCAUAAAGUCAUUAGGCUUUGAAGCUAAACUAAGAACAGAUGAUGACAUGAGAGCAUCACGCUAUGAUCACAGAGAGGAGAUCAAGAGGUGGAGGACAUCAUUCUUAUGGUCCCUAAUAUUUGGUGGUCCCUCAAUGAUCAUCAUGAUGGUGUUUAUGUUUGGUAUACCCUCCCAGGACUCUCAUGACAUGACAUACAACGCCAGUGACCCCCACAGCAAUCACACUGCUGAAAAGCCAUGGUCACAUGAAAAAAUGGACGGUCACUAUCCUCAAAAGAUGAUCAUCCCUGGGCUUGACUGGUUGAAUCUCCUCAUGUUUCUUCUUGCCACACCUGUACAGUUUUUCGGUGGCAGGUAUUUCUACGUCCAAGCCUACAAAGUGCUGAAGCACAGGUCCACAAAUAUGGAUGUGCUAGUCGUCAUGGCAACCACCAUUUCCUACCUCUACUCAUUGGCAGUACUUAUAGCUGCCAUGGUCCAGAAGGAGGAGAGCAGCCCAAUGACUUUCUUUGAGACAACACCCAUGUUGAUGGUGUUUAUAUCACUGGGCAGAUGGUUGGAGCAUAUAGCUAAAGGAAAAACCAGUGAAGCCUUGGCCAAGUUGAUUUCUCUGCAGCCAGCAGAUGCAGUUUUGGUACAGGUGGAUAAGAAUUUCCAAAUUCUUUCUGAAAAGGUCAUCUCUCUUGAUCUUGUCCAGCGUGGUGACAUUCUCAAGGUCACUCCAGGUGGUAAGAUUCCUGUGGAUGCCAAGGUCAUCUUUGGCCAAUCAGCUUGUGAUGAGUCACUGAUAACAGGGGAGAGUAUGCCAGUGGAAAAAUCCAUAGGUUCACCUGUGAUUGGAGGCAGCAUCAAUCAAAAUGGUAUGCUAUUAGUAGAGGCCACAUAUGUUGGAGCUGAUACAACACUCAGUCAGAUAGUCAAGUUAGUGGAAGAAGCUCAGACUUCCAAAGCUCCAAUUCAAAACUUAGCUGACAAAAUAGCUGGAAUAUUUGUUCCAGUGGUCAGUAUUUUGUCACUGGUCACUCUGAUUGUCUGGGUCAUCAUCGGUUACACUGACAUCAAACUGCUGGAAAAAAACUAUGAUAUCCAGAAUUCAACAUCUCCACGUACUAAUAUCCCAAAGUCGGAAAUCAUCUUUGAGAAAGCUUUUCUCUAUGCCAUUACCGUGUUAAGUAUUGCUUGUCCCUGUGCCUUAGGACUGGCUACCCCAACAGCAGUAAUGGUGGGCACAGGUGUUGGUGCUACAAAUGGAAUCUUAAUAAAAGGGGGAGAGCCUCUGGAGCUAACUCACAAGCUGAAGGUGAUUGUAUUUGACAAGACUGGUACAAUCACUCACGGUGUACCCAGAGUGUCCAGAGUCUCCAUGUUUGUCAAGGACAAGACUUGCUCCUUUGUCAAGUUUCUUGCUAUCGCAGGCACUGCAGAAACCAGCAGUGAACAUCCAAUAGCUUCUGCCAUCUUAAAAUAUGUUAAAGAGACAUUGCUUACAGAAAGCCUUGGAAAGGUGUCAGAGUUUUCAGCAGUUCCUGGGUGUGGAAUCAAGUGUAAAGUCUCACACCUGGAGUCUAUCCUAUCUGGAAUCAACUUAUCUGAAGUCAACAACAGAAAGAACAAAUUUGGAAGCCAGAACAUUUUAAUAGACAACCUUCUUUAUGGCAUUCAGGAAACUGCUAAUCUUAUACUAGACAUACCUCUAGGGGCUGAAUCAUCACAGGAGUUUGAAGUGCUCAUAGGCAACCGAGAGUGGAUGCAGAGAAAUGGACUAGUGGUAAUUGACACGAUGGACCAAGUCAUGACAGAGCAUGAGAUGCAAGGCCAUACUGCUGUCCUGUGUGCCAUAGAUGGUGUUAUUGUUGGUAUGCUUGCUGUGGCAGACACUGUCAAAUCAGAAGCUCAUCUUGCUGUGUAUGAACUAAAGAGGAUGGGACUUGAUGUGAUUCUCCUGACAGGGGACAACUUGAAAACAGCUAAAGCCAUUGCUAAGCAGGUUGGCAUCACAAGAGUUUUUGCAGAGGUGUUACCAUCUCACAAGGUGAAAAAGAUCAAGCAGCUGCAGGCUAAGGGGGUCAAGGUGGCUAUGGUGGGCGAUGGUGUGAAUGAUUCCCCAGCUCUGGCCCAAGCAGAUGUUGGUAUAGCUAUUGGCACAGGAACAGAUGUGGCUGUGGAGGCAGCUGAUGUUGUACUUAUUAAGAAUGAUCUCUUGGAUGUGUAUGCAGCCAUCAAGUUGUCUAAACUUACAGUUAGAAGAAUACACAUUAAUUUUAUUUCAGCAUGCAUUUAUAAUUUAUUGGGGAUACCUAUAGCUGCAGGAAUGUUAACACCCAUUGGAAUAGAGUUACGACCCUGGAUGGCCUCAGCAGCCAUGGCUUUAUCUUCUGUAUCAGUUGUGGCUGCUUCAUUAUUAUUGAAAACAUUCCGUAAGCCUAGAAAAGAAACUUUGUUGACACAAGAAUACUAUAAGAGUUACGAACAGGACCAGGAUAUGGAUAACAUUUCCACACACAGAGGAGACUGGGACCUACCCCAGAAGCCCCCACGCCAGAACAGCAGCAUUACUGAGAAGUGGGGCUUUCUGAAGAGCAACAAUGUGACCCCUGACCACAAGAAAGGUCUGCUGGAAGAGCAUGAUGAAAUGGACACCGAGCUACAAGUGGUCAGCUCAAUGCUUUAAAUGUUUGUUUUAUCCUAGCAUAUGAGUUAGUUCUCAAGUUUGUAUGACCAUUUUUUGUUAUGAAGAAAAUCAAACUUUUAAAACAUCAAAAUGAUGUAACUUUUAGUGAUACAUGCAUUUAUCAUGUACCUUUUUUUUAUAUUGUGUAAGUAUUUUGUUUAACAUCCUGAAAAGAAAAAAACAUAUUUUCAUUUAUUAUACAAGGAUUUAUACUUGAAAGAACUCAAUUAUUUAUUCUUAAAUGUCCUUGACCAGUUGAUUGACUAAACUUACCAGGAAAAACAUAGUAUAGAAGCAUAAAAAAUCUUCAAUCAUAAUUUAUCAAUACAUAUAAUAUUAUCACCUGUUCUUUUUGUUCCUUGUAGAACAUAGGGCUCCAUAAUAUAAGCCACUCUCCACUCUUUCCAUUCAAGUUUUUUUCUAGCUUCUUUUAUAUCCAUUCAUUCUCAUUUAAUCCACUAUCCAUAAUGUUUCCUUUGGUAUUCUUCUACGUCUUGUGCCAUGCAGAACUGCUCUAGAUGGCAUCCUUCCUAAGGGCUCGUCCAGUCUCUAUUUUCUAUCAGAUAUUUGUGCUUUAAUAUUUCUCUUUAAGCACAUCUUGCACUUUAUGACUGUGAAAAAUACAUUGUGAUAUAAAUGUUUGAAUAAUAUUUAAAGACUGUUGUAUUCUUUUUUAAAUAUCUAUUGUUGGCCUAUAUAUGUAGCAUACUCAUAUUGUAUAAAGAUUGAAUUUCAUUUUUAAGCAAUAAAUAUUCAUCACAUAUCUUUUUGUUUAUGUCUGCUUGACCAACCUUUGUUAUAAUAUGUCCAAGUUUUACAUAUAUUUGUCUUCACUAAAUGCUAUUUAAUUAUUAUGUGACAAUUAAAGCCAUUGAUUUUUUCUAUCUUAUUCUCAAGUUGGUUUGUCUUAAAAGAAUGUAGUUUUGUAUGUGGGGAGUUGUUAUUGUUACAAAGAGUGAAAAGGAAAUGGGGCAAAGACAGAGGGAUUAGUGGUACCUCCCUACCAAUCCACUAAUGCUUUGUGAAUUCAGCAGCCCUGAAAUAUGCAGUCCACAGUGUCAUGCUUAAACAGAAGCCUUGAAUAUCAGCAAAACUUGAAUCAAAAUUCUUCUCAGAAAACUGUCAGAUCUAGUUGCUAACACUCAACAAAUGAUCAGAGUUACAGUCUCAAUUUUGAGUGUCUUUUAAAACACUACUAUCCUUUGUUAUUGUUUUUUAAAAUAUAUGAUGUGAUUAUUUUACUAGGAGAGAAAAAAAAAACACUGUGCCACUCUAGAGGCCACAUUGGCCAUUUUUCUUAAACAAUCUUUUGUAGUUAUCAUUUUGAUGCAGUUAGUUUGUUGAAAUUAAAUAUUCCAUGCUCUUCAAAAUUACCCUUUUUAGUGUGUGUGUGUGUGGGGGGGGGGUAGAAGAGAAUCUUAAACUUUCUAUUUUCUUAUUAAAUUAAUAGUAAAUAUCUCCUUCAUUUCUGUCUUAAGGGAUAGGUGUUGUAGAAGUAAUUUGAUGCACAUUUGAUUACUUUAAUUAUUAUUAUUAGUGAUAGUUUAUUUAGUUUUGACUAAAGAAUAAUUAUUUUUUUUUGCAAUAUUUUAUGGAAUUGGAUUAAUAAUAAUCGUUAUUGUCCAUUUGUCUUUAUUUGGUUAAUGGUGACAAUAUUCAGAAUUGGACAGCACAAAUCAUUUUCAUAAACGUAACUAAUUUUAUAAUUAUGCAGGGCUGAUUGAGCUGAUUACCAUACAUGAAAAUGCAAUCAACUAUCUUUAAAAAAAAAAAAAUAGCAAUAUGUUUCUGAUACAUUGUGAUAAAUAAUAAAAUCUAAAUCAACAUGUCCAUUACUUCACUCCAUCCAUUUUUGUUUACACAUUUCGAAAAUUUAGUUUAUUGUAGUCUGUUCAUAGGACAGUCACUUACCUUUUGAAAAGAAGAAUUUCAUUGAAGUUUUUGUGAUUCGCUAAUAUUUGAAUACAACUUUUCAUCACCAACUUAGUAUAGCUGGAUUCAAAGCAAGGCCAUCACAUUAUACUCUCAGUGUAUGGUGUCUAGACUUAGGGUUACCUGGUGACUUUUGACAAAUUUGUAGUAAAUCUGUGUCAUAGUUAUGUUAUAAUUUUAUCAUAAUUAAUAGAUUAAAUUUUCUUUGUAUCCUAAAGCAUGUUCCUCUUCAACUCUCCCUUUUCUGUGACCAUCAUCUGCUCCCAACUUGAUCAUGUCCAGCCCAAUCUAUUGUUAAAAGGGUAGGAAUGUUUCACCUUGGUCUUUCAUUCUGUUUCAUUGUGGUUCAAUUGAUGCUGUAGCUUCAAAACUUAUACUCCUGUAUUAUAGCUUGAUUGGACUGAAAUUGUAUAUUUUUAUUACUCUUAUAAUAAAUGACUGUGUAAAUGACCUCUGUAGCUGUCAUUCUGCUUUGUUUAAUUGUUGCCUUAAAAACUGUUUCAUCUCCUAAUGACCUUAGCUUUUUUUUAUGUACACAAAGUUCUUGUAGCUUCCUUGUGUCAAAUUGAGCCUCUUACAUGAAAUGUAAGUAAUUUAUUUGAACCUUAAUAGAUUGUUUUAGAUCAUUAAAUACUGAAGAGAUUUGGGUGGGAGUUUUGGGAGGUUAAGUUUAUCUAUAUAUUUGUUGUUAUAUUUUAUAAUAUUUUAAGGAGACUAGACAUUGAGCAAAAUGAACUUAAUGAAGUUCUGUUUAUGUAAAAAAGCCUCGUGGACCUUAAGAAGUUGAACUUAUGGCACAUAUACAUACAUUCAGUUCACUUUGAUUUUUUAUUUUAUCAAACAUUGGUUGUGGUGGCUGAGUGAGAAGACAAUCUUCAGAUCCUCCUACUCUAGUGGGAAUAUCCUGUAGUUUUUAAAUGCCAAGCAAGUAGAUUGGCGUUUUUGGACAUAUGUCUUUAAAAAAAAAUGUUGCAUAAUCAUUUGUGUAUGUCUAUUUUCUAAUGAGCCACAGAGAUUAUGAUGUCGGGGAUCCCCUAACCCGGGGAUCAACUCCAAUUUAUCAUUUGUUUCAGGAUUGUUGCUGCUUUGGGCCUUUUCUUUUCAUAUACAUUUAAGGUUUUUGAAUUCUUAUUACGGUAUAAAAUGUAAAUAUUUAAGCCAGUUAAAAAGCUGCAUCAGUUAUUUGUGUCUGUGUAAAUACAUGUAUUAUCUAUGCUAGUAUGACGUAUUUGUUGUUUGUUUUUUUUAUAAGGGAAUGGGCUUUUCCAAUGCUCACUAAUAUGUUAAUAUAACUUUAGUCUUGAGACUAUUCAACUGAACGUUAAAUAUAAGUAUGUUUUAAUUAUCAACUAGUAUUUUUUUUCUACUAUUGUAAGUCUGCGACCCUUAGGCAGUUUGCUGCACUCAGUGCUACACCCUUGCAGCUAACACCCUUGCGGCUGACCCCAAACUGUAUCGGCACUUGCUGUUACUUUGGAUAGAUGAGCUUUGUGAAGGAAGAAACUGUUGUGAGGGCGACAUCUUUCCCAGCUUAGUUAAUGCCCAGGCAUUCAUGAUCCAGACCAUAGGGUGUAAGUUAGAAUUAUUGUUUCAAUAUCAUAGAAAUUACCACACAGCUAAUAGCAAGAAGUAAAAAAAAAAUUGGCUACUUAUUGUGUGGAUUUUGCUUUGAAUUCUGAUGUGACAUCCCACUCAAGUGCUGGAGACAGAAUGUCUGGUCUCAUGUAACUAUCAGAGUACUAGAUAUCGAGUGGAAUAGUGUAGAAUUCCUCUAGCUACUUCUUGCUCUUGAAAUGACAUAGGGUUCGUGAAAUGAAACUCGUAUGCUGUUGGUCCUGACAAUUAUAAAACAAUACUUUAACCCCCCCCCCCCUUUUAGUCAUGCAUGGAACUUGUGUUCAUAUUAUAGAAUUAACAUUUGAUGACAUGUUUUUCAAGGACCAGAACUUGAUGUACUAUGAUGAUUUGAAUGUUAUGCUUACGUUGCGAUUGGAGAAUAGAAUGUUAUGAUUGGUUUGAUAGUAUAUUGAAAGUUAAUGGUCUUAUUUUUUUAGCAUUGUGCACAAAAACACAAUAAAUGUUGGUGUUUUUUUGUG